This is a messenger RNA of Talaromyces proteolyticus, 501 nucleotides long. RefSeq lists its product as uncharacterized. The record is from RefSeq and is a predicted model, not a curated record. The transcript has a single exon. NCBI's taxonomy places the organism in Eukaryota, Fungi, Ascomycota, Eurotiomycetes, Eurotiales, Trichocomaceae. The annotation marks the transcript as partial.
ACAGCCGCAGUCACAAUGCCUAGCGAGACGGCCGCAUUUACCGAAGUCUUCGAAGCCGAGAUUUACAAGCAUCUUUCCGAAACAUCUGCUCUGGACGACUUGCACGCAGAGCUUUUGUUCUCGCUACAACGCGCCGGCUGGACCGAGCGAAUCAAGUCUCUUUCCCUAGAACUUCUCCGCGCUGGGCGCUGCAAUCACUUUGAUGAUCUGGUUGAUGUCGUUGUUACGCUUGCCGCCGGCGAACCACACCCAACAGUACCAGAGGUCAACCCAACAAGUGCAACGACAAAUGGGCAUAGUACCACGAAUGGGGUAGAGAGUGAUUCAGAAUCACCUUUCAAGAACCUGGAUGUGCGAAUACCAAAGGAAGUUGUUGACCAGGGUGUCAAGGCAAUUAAGGAUUCAAUACGGCCUAUUGCCACAAUUGAGGAUGACGGAGGGGUAGGGGGAAACGCCUCUACAGCAGAGAACUCGAAUCAUGCCACAAAAUCGGAGAAAAAG